AAUGGAGAUGUUGUGGAGGAACCGUUAGAUGAAAAUUACGUUGAUGAUGAUGACGAUAAGGAUCCUGAUUAUCGCAAACGAAAACCAAAAUUUACUGAGAAAAUUUAUGGAAGUAUACCAGGUAUCAAUGAUUCAUAGUUCGGUACUUAGUGUAGUUCGUUGCUCGUUUCAUAUGAACGAGCAUGUUUCCAUAACUCAUAUUAGUGAUAUACUGCAUGUAAAUGAUAAACCAUAUAGCCUCUAUCAAACUUGACCUCGUAGCUCAGUGUAGGCUUGUUUUAGUAACUCCACACGAACGGCCUUCGCUCGAAACGUGGAAAUUCUCCUUAUAUAUUUUCCGCUAUAGUUGCAUCCUAAUUACCAACGAAAGCUUGUUCAUUGUUCUACAAUGGUAUUCUCGUAAUAUGCUGUGUUAUAAUCUUGAAUGGUUUGUGGUAAUAAUAGGAAAACCUCUGAUUGGUAGGGAUACUAUUAGCUGGAAAAUACAAGGAGAGCUUAAUAAUUAUAGCCUUUCUUAAUUUCAUUUUAUUUUAUUUACGACAUUUGUGAAAGAACGAGUCAGCAGGCUAAGCAAUGGGACACGAGGUUCCUUAUACAAAGGCUUACAAGUCAUACGUCCAGGCCUUGUCCCCGAUUUUUGGGUGGCAAACCGCACUCCAACAGAACGGCAAGAAGCAAUUAAGAAGUGAUUUAGUAAAGUAACAAUAGUACUGUUUUUUUACUUCACUAGUUCACUAAGUUCGUUUCUUUGUGUUUAGUUUCUCCCUUGGCGUUUGCAAACCCAAACAUCGGGGGCAAUGGCAAUUCUCGGCUUAUUGCUAUGGCAGUUCUUCUUAAGAAAGGCUAAUUGAGCAUCAGUAUAACGUACUCUAACAAAAUUUUACCUUUUUAUAGAUAUUCCCGUGGGUACCUUUUGGCAGUUUCGCAUGGCUUGUUCACACGAUGGUGUUCAUAGGUAGGUAUACAUAUUUUAUGGUCGGUACCAUUGUAGGUAUAUUUACGGUCGGUACCAUUGUAGGUAUAGAGACCGUAGCAAAGGGUUGCGGUGUGGAAGACAUACGACUACGUUUCGAGCCAAGGCUCUUCGUCCGGCACGUUAGGAUGCAACAACCUAAAGUCUAGGUUACACGUGCGAUUUAACUUGACGCCAAUCGUUGCCGAAAGUUAAAACGAUUUAACUUUCGACAACAAUUGGCGAAAAAAUCAAAUUACAACUUACUAUAUUUAGAUUGACAGCCAAUGAAAAUUGCAGAGUAUCCACCCUUCGGUGACGGUGAAAUUCAAGGACUUUUCCAGGACUUUCAAGGCCCUUUUUCAGUAAAUUCAAGGACCUAGAACUGGGAAAAAUCUUUGAAAAUGGCACGGAUUUGCCGUAAAUAAUUCACUUUAUUCAGUAAUUUUAAUCAAAAUUACUAAUGUUGGCACAGCUGGAGGUUAAGGAAAUUAAUUAUAGGACUUUCAAGGACUUCUACUGAUUUUCAAAGACUUUCAUGUCCUGGAAUUUUUUUCCAAUUCAAGGACUUUCCAGGAUUUUCAAUGCCCGUGGACACCCUGAAAUUGCUUUACUUAACAAGUUGACUGGCUGGAGAAAAAUAUAUUUGGUGCGACAAAUCAUGUAACGUGGUCAAGUAAAGCCUAUAUCUCCAAGUUUACACACCACUGUCGAUACAUGGCGAAAUCAGUUAAUUGCUAAAACAUUACAACGAGAAAAAAUCGCAUGUGUAACCUUAGUUUAAGGGUGUGUAAACCUUGCAUGGAUGUUGAACUACCUUGUGACGUAUCAUACCUUGUUACGUAAGACCAUUUAUACUGUUUGCUGCGUUGAUGGGAUCUUAAAUUGUUGGACUCUUGAAAGAAAUUGCUUGUAAAUUAGGCCGUAUUCUGUAGCAUGAGGUCGUUCAAUUCCGUUGCCCGGGUUCGGGCACUACUUUGAAACAAGAUAAAUAAUUAGAAUAAAUCAUACGAAGUCCAAAUCUGUUUGUUUGCACUUCCCAAAACCUGCAGUUUUCGAGUAUUUCUUCUUCGAAAAUUCAAGAAAUCAACAUCUUUCGCAAUCGAUCGCCGCCAUUUUUGUUCAGGAUACUUGGUGUAAUAAACACUGUAAAUGGCGAUUCUUGCGGGCUCACAUUUGUUCUUACAUGAAGUUUCCAGGUUAGCCGUUUGUAAAUAUGUCGUCUUCUUACUCGUGUUUAGUUCAUUUUGAUGGGAAAAAGGCCCACUUACAAGUUUUAGUGCGGUUUUAUAUAAAACAUUUUUAGAUUGUCGUAGAAUUUGGCUAACGCUAAACGGGGAAGAACGCAAUGUUGCUCAAAGAAGUUUGCAAUUUGUUAGCGACAGCAUGGAAAGUAGCACGGUCGAAACUGUCGAAUAAGCAAAUUUCUCUGAUCAUCGAGGUUGUUACUUGGCAUUUACAAAUAGCAGUAUGAUCAAAGUACGUUGUUGGAAUAUGGACAAAGAAGGUGUACCUUCAUUCUCUGGUAUCGAUAUUAUUGAUGAAGAAACGGAAUCAGAUGAAAGUUCACCCGUAAAGAAAAUGCUGAGAUCUACGUCACAGAGUAGAGACAUACAGAGACGUAACUAGUGUACCCACUUUUUUGUGCGCAUGCUCGGCAAGUUACUAGAUGCAUGCAUCUGAUUGGACGACGACCUGAUGACGACUCACUUUAAACUUGCUCAUUUUUCGCCCGGUCGCCUGAAAAAAAGUGGGUACAUGAUAACGGAAUCUUCCGCAGUGUUUACGACGGUCAGGUACCUCUCUGUAUGUCUCUACUCUGUGUCUACGCUGAGUUUGCCUACGAGUGCGGCAGGUAAAUUACGGAAUCCCCACGUGUUGCCAUGCGUUUGUAUAAUUUGCAAAUCAGAAAAGUUGUAUUCCACUGAAUCGGUAAGUUUAUUGAUUUAUUUUUUUACAAUUAUUGUCCUACUAAUUCCGCCCGGCUAUUUACACCCGGGGAAACGAAAGCAGUAGCGAAGUCUAAAGUUCAUCAUUGAUCGCGGGCGUGGGUCACCAACGGUGUUCGAGUGUUGGGUGGGUGGUCAUCCUCACUGAUCUCAAAUAUAUGGCGGACUGUCAUGAAUAGCGAACACUGAUUGGUCAAAUUUAAAAUUUGCAUUAUAACGACUGCAUGACGACAGCAAAAUAGCAAACAUUUCUUGAUUUGAUGAUUUCUUGCAAAUAUAUUUCAUUUUUGCAAGAUUUUGUGAAUUUCAAAAGCUUUCUAAGAAAAUAAAGAGGAAAGAAUUGCUAUAAAAGAAGGGAGUAAAGUCGCCGACGUUAACGAAGGUAGGUUUGUUUUAAAUAUUGAUGUAUUGUUCGCUUUAUAAUAGCUUUAAAAGCUGAUCGUUACGUAUAUUUUAAAUGAAAAAGACAGCAUAUAUUUCCAGUGUUUCUUUAUUGAUUAUUUAUGGCUCAAGUUAUAGAUCUUUUCGAUUAAAGCAAAGAUUGUGUGAAAGGUUUUCACAACUUGUUUUCGAUAGACCAAAGGUACGAAACAAGAGUGAAAAUUGUUUAUGGAGAGUGCCUUAGUAAAGCAACUUAAGCAAGUGUAGCAGAAAGUUUUAUGGAUGAUGACAUAGAAUCGUCUCAGAGUUCACAAGAGUCUGAAUUUGAUAUUGACAUUGGAACGAAAGCAUCCACGUACACAAGUGCAACUUUGAAAGAAAUGUAUACAGUUGGCCUAACAAUGAGAAACAACUUGCAUGAUUGUACAUUAGCUUGGUACAAGAACUGGCCACCAUAUGGAUCAGAUAUUACUGGUGAAAACGUUAGAAAGUUAGUAUCAUCUCUCUUGUUUAAUUUUAUGGCAUGGAUGCUUGGGUUUUCAACUGAGCCAGAAGAUGCUGACUAAAUUGAAUUAGAUGAGCAAACUACAUCAAAGAUUUUUUCUCUGUAUCAAGAUUUGGUCUAUACUCUACUCUAUAUUUCUAUUAAGGGGAAAGUACAGACACCCAAGUCCCUGGUUGUUCUGUCCUGAUUAGGAUUUUGGGUGGUUUUGGACAUUGUGUCUCACUAUCUUCGACAAUGGCAUAUGAUUCAGCUAUUGCAUAGGCAACUAUCAACACAUCAAAAAUUAUUCCAAGGGAAGUUGUUGCAAAUAAGUAUGUCAAUCUGUUUUAUGACAACGUUGAUUUUGGAGACGAAAUUGCUAAACAGACUCAUGUUACCAACGGGAUCAUUACUCAAAAGUCUGUGUUCAAAAACAGAUAAGUUCAUCAAACCAGACAACCCUAAUAAAGAAGACACAGCGGACAGUAGAAAUGUCUACAACUGAUAUUGUGCCUUACAGUAUUGGAGUAAAGAAAACACCUAUAUUUCAAAGUGUUGAACUGGAUCCUGAAUGUUUGGAACUUACUUUAGUAAACACAGACAGCUUCUAAACUUUAUUUAGCAUAUAUCUUAAUCAAAUAUGUAUGUGCUGCAAAUGAAGAAGUGUUAUCAGGAUAGACGGGGUUUAAUACCAUGCUCUUUAGUCGAGAACUACCACAUGUAUCCAGGGUUGGCUAUUUGCUGGUGAUUGAUGCAUCGCCAACAGAAUAUUCCACUAUCAACACAAUCCUUACAAGGAGCAAAGAAAUCGCUGAUAAGUUGGAACUGAAAUAUGCGGUGUUGGUUUUUGACAAAGCUGUAUAUGCUAAAGUUCAACAGGUUCGCUGGAAGGAAGAGACAUUCUUCAAUCGAUUUGUUGUACGCCUUGGUGAAUUCCACACUAUCAUGACCUAUCUGUCGGCUAUGUCAAAGAUAUUUGAAGAUGGAGGCUUAAAGGUAAUUUAACUCUUAAUUAUCUGCCCUAAGUUGACUUGACUGUAAACAAACCUCAUACCCAGGCAUGGGAAACAGGAAUUAUUGACAAAUAAUAAAUUUGUGGGUGUGCUAAUUAAGAAACAGUGAAACAGAACAGUGAAAGUUUCAUUCCCCAUGCAUACUGUACAUGUUUGUCAACUAAAAUAUGACAUUUUUUCUUUCUCUUUGACAGUCAUUUUUGCCGACUUUGCGAUCAUGACUUAAAUUUGGUUUUAAUUGUAGGUUGUGACAGUACAAGCUCUUUCCAUGGAAAGGAAAGAAAACUGCUUGGAAAACGUUGGUUGCCUGUCCUGAGUUUGCUGAAAGCCUUUCGAUGCGUGGGUUUCCUCCAUCAGAAGAUCUUAUAAACGAACUAAACAGGUUCGCACGCCUCCUGUACUGAGACAAAACAUCGACAAAUGCGGAUGAUUGUAGAUAGUCUCUUUUUAAAUCUGGAAAAUGUUCGGAUGACGUCUUGCCCCCAACAUACGACGGCCUUGUCCAACAUAUCAACAGAGCAAAUUUCCAAACAGCAUGUUGGUGCCAGUGUUCUAAUGCAGAAAUUGAUAUUCCUUCGCCAUCUGGUAAUAGGUGGACACUUACGAAUGAAAAGUUAGAGGUUGUUUAGAUGACGUGCCCGCCUGCUCCACAAUCCUUGCUUGAGUGUGUCGAGUGCAAGAAGUGUAAGACCGGAUACACGACCAUCCGCUGUUCGUGCAGAAAGGCCGACUUGAAGUGCACUUGUGUUCAUGUUGUGGUUGCCAGAAUACAGCAGAUGAAGAUCAAGACGAUGAGGAAGAAGAUGAUGAUGAUGAUGAUGAUGAGGAGGAGGAAGGUAAUGGUAUGGCUCGAAGAACAACUUGAAGAAUUUGAUUCGGACUUUGGUAAUGAUGAUGGUUUGUGACACUGGUUGUCUGGAUGAAAUGGCGGGAUAUGACAACGAAGAAGAACCUAGAGAAUCGGAUUUUGCCAAUGAUGACUGAUGACUGAUGGCGAUGAUUUGUGACACUGGUUGUCUGGUCGAAAAAGCUAAGUUCAAAAUUUUUAUUUUUGUAAUAUUUUUAAAGGAAGGCAGUCAUUUUUAAAUAGCAUAGUUGAUAUAUAAAGUGCUCGACAUUGUUAAUACAUGGAGGAAAACCGCAGCAUCCGGAGAGGAACACACGAAAUACGCAUUGGAACCACCGUGUCUUCAACAUGUUGUAUAGCAAGCUUAAUUGUGCUAACCGCGUCUGCCACCCAUGCUUUAUCCUUUAUGUAUUCCCUUGUUGUAUUUUUCGGGCAGAUUAAUCCAAGAAGGACAACAACCUACACUGGCACCAUGCCCACACUGGCAUGUUCCAUAUUUAUAAUAUGCACCUACAAAUAGCAGGUUUUAAUGAAUUAAUGUAAAAUUUUCAUAACAAAGGAAACUGCUUUGCGGUUAUUUUUUCAGAUCCAAUGACGAACACCAAUACAGUAGAACACUAAACGAAAUUCCGAAGACCAGUAUCAAAAGGAAGGAAAGAGUUAGCUUUUAACUUCCAAAAUCGUUGCUGUAGCAUGGGGUGGAGAACACGUUCUAGAUUUUCCCAAAGGGUUUUUUUGGUUUUCGUGUGCGGCUAAGCAGCAUGGUGUUCCAUCGUUUGGUUACAUAGACAUGUGCGUUUAUUUUUUUGUAAAACUGUGUACUGUACGUUGUCCACUCUAAAUUUGCUAUAUUAAAAUCUGUGAUAAAAUGUAUGGUAUAUCUAUGGAAUUACAGAGGCGAUUAUUUUUUUGAGUGGGUGGAACAAGAAAAAAGCACGUUUCUUCAGAAAUGAAUGCUGAUUUUGGUGCACGACAAACGCUCUAUUGACUAUGAGCAUUUGGCGUUGUAAUUAGCAGUAAUAAAUGUAAUAGAACUUAAUAGAAAGAAAACGUUCUUUAGAAUUGUAAUUGAGUAACGCAUGAUACAUGUUAAUUAAAUGAUUCUGAAAUUCUCUAAAUAGUUUUGUGUUUGUAGUUAAUUUCCUCAAAUAAACAGGAGUUUUCCCGUUUAAUUAUUUUAUGAUUUGUGUAAUUUUGAAAAAAAAAGUUUAAAAUUUUACUCAAUUAAUACCCCACCAAACCCCUCAAAGGCAGCUUCACCGAGCCAUGUUUGCACAGCGGAUGUUUACGAAACUUCAUGAAGAACGAGUGUGAGCCCGCGAUUAAAUCGCCAUUUAUAAUGUUUAUUACACCAAGUAUCUGAACAAAAGUGGCGGCGGCGAUCGAUUGCGAAAGAUGUCGAUUUCUUGAAUUUUCGAAGAAGAAAUACUUAAAAACUGCAGGUUUUGGGAAGUGCAAACAAGCGAAUUUGGACUUCGUAUGAUUUAUCCUAAUUAUUUAUCUUGUUUCAAAAUAGUGCCCGAACCCGGGCAACGGAAUUCAUCAGUUCUAAGCGAUGUUUCAUGCCACAGAAUACGGCCUAAAUUACAUUUUAUACAUUAUAAGCAAUUUCUGCAACCUAUAUAUUUAGUUAAGUGUAUGUAUAAUUUUUUGCUAGACCCACAGUAGCUGGUAUUCAUGGUGGCGAGGAUGGCUGUUAUUCAAUUGCGCUGUCGGGUGGGUACGAGGAUGAUCUGGACUAUGGAGAAUGUUUCACGUACACUGGUGAAG
Paramuricea clavata is the source of this 7396-nucleotide messenger RNA. Lineage: Eukaryota; Metazoa; Cnidaria; Anthozoa; Malacalcyonacea; Plexauridae. The record is from the annotation of a GenBank genome assembly.